CACUUUUUUACCUAUGCUACUUCGCUUUGCUUGGAUUAAUGGCUGCGAGUGUAGAGCAUCUAAUCUUAAUUACUGCUUAAAAGUAGUAAAUGUAAUCAUUUAUUAUUCAGCGUCCAGAAAACAUUAGUGUAUGUGUUUAGAUUGUGUGUCAUUAUGACUUCAUUUUAUCAUUAUUGCUAGGAGCAGGUUUUGAAAUAAUAAUGCGGAGUUCAAUAUGAAGGAGAUGGUAGGAGGAUGCUGUGUGUGCUCGGACGAGCGAGGUUGGCCGGACAACCCGCUGGUCUACUGCGACGGGAACGGAUGCACAGUUGCAGUUCACCAAGCGUGCUACGGUAUAGUGACAGUGCCAACUGGCCCAUGGUACUGUAGAAAAUGCGAGAGUCCAGAAACCAAAGGGAAAGUGCGAUGUGAGCUGUGCCCCUCUAAAUCUGGUGCUCUCAAACGAGCCGAUACGGGAGGCUGGGCGCAUGUUGUCUGUGCACUUUAUAUACCCGAGGUCCGCUUCGGCAAUGUCACGUCUAUGGAGCCAAUUGUUUUAAGACUGAUUCCGCCCGAGAGAUACAAUAAGAAUUGCUAUAUUUGUCAAGAAUCUGGAAAAACUCAUAGAGCUACUGCUGGUGCAUGUAUGCAGUGUAACAAAUCUGGGUGCAAACAGCAGUUCCACGUGACUUGCGCUCAGAGCCUGGGCCUACUCUGCGAGGAGGCCGGCAACUACUUGGACAACGUCAAAUAUUGUGGCUACUGCCAACAUCAUUACAGUAAACUGAAAAAGGGCGGGAACGUGAAGACCAUCCCUCCGUACAAGCCAGUGUCGCAUGACAGCCCGUCCAGUGACUCCAGCUGUGAGAAGGAGGGCGACGCGUCGCCCAUGGCUAGCGGGAGCGGGACCCCUACACAUGCUGCUAAGCCCAAAGGGCCUGGUCGAAAAUCAGGUGGUGUCUCGGGAAAGAACACUCCUAAUUCAUCGAAGACGCCCACAAACACUCCUCAGCCUACAGACAAGAAGAAGCCAUCGCCGUCGCGCCGUGGAUCUUCAGCGACGGAAGGCGGCUCGGGCAGCAAGGCCAGCACGCCGGCGCCGUCACCGCAGCACCCAGCCUCCGACGCCCCUCCUCCCGCUAACAAACCACCUGGUGGAUCUACUCCCGGCAGCACCCCAAAAGCGAGUUUGCCGGCAUCCUCCCCCAGUUCCAAGUCUAUGGAAGCAGUCGGGGUGAUCAGCUCCGUCGCGUCUGCUACCUCGGUCCCUUUGCCAGCUAUAACAGCAACUCCUCCCAGUUUGUCGUCGAGCACGCCCGCGGGGCAGGCGCCCGCCAAGCCCCUAUACCAGGAGUCCGUGAUCACGAACACGGACACCGCGGACACGAAGCAGACCAAGAAGCGCAAGGCGGUGACCGCGGCCGGCACGCCCACGCCGCUUGACUACGCGCCCACGCCGCCUCCCACUGCGGUGACGGACAUGAACUCACAAAGUUGCAGCAGUAUGUGGGAAGGGCAGCUGUCUAACGACGUGCAAAUGGACAACGCAGAGAAAAUUAUCAAGAAGGCUAAGACGGAAGCCGCGGAGAACUUGGGCGUGUCCCACUUUUCGAGCGUGAGCGCCGCGCCGCCGCCGCCGCCGCCGCCGCCCGCGCACAGUCCCGCUGCGCAGCCGAGCCCCAGACAUUUACCCAGCCCCAUGCCUGGCCCCAGCGGCGCGAACCCGGUGGCGACCCACAUAAGGUCCCCUUCCCAUCCACAGGGCGUGAAAAGCGAGCGCGACGGGCCGGCGUCCCUGCUCGUGUCGGUGCCUUUGCCGUCCACCAGCCACGGACUCAACCUCAGCGCCCAACCACAGGUUUCAGCACCGCCAGAGAUGUCGGCACCUUCGCCUCAUAUAUUCCAUCAACCCCAAAAACAGGCCGCCAUGGAGCCGGGGAUGAGUCACUCUCCUCACGGAGUCCCCGCGCGCAGCAGCUGGGGCGGCCUCAACGUCGCCUACGAGAUGCAGCAGGACCCCACCAAAUCCAGUGUGAGCUGCCUGCCCGGGUCCAGUAAAGACGGCGGGCUGGCGGUGGCGGGCAUGGGCGGCAUGCCGCCCGUCACGGUGCGCAACAAGAAGCGCGCCGCCAUGGCGUCCUCCGUCGUCACCAUGGCCAGCAACCCCACUACAUCCACUAUACAGUCGGCAGCACAAAGCCUGGCCAGCAUCCGCCGGCAGCCGCAGCCCACGCCGCCGCCUAUCUACCAGGAGACCAUAAAGGACUCUCCGCCAAGCUCUCCCAGUUCUGAAAGGCCGCUGAAACCUAAGCUGGAGUCCAAAAUGGGUGGCGGGUACUCGGCGCCGCACAUGUUGGGCAACGAGCUGAACCCGGAGAGCGGCGCGGCGGCGCGGCUGCAGGAGCAGCUGAGCGCCGAGCUGGCGGCGCAUGCGGCGGGCGGCGCCGGCCUCGACCCGCUCGUGCCGCCGCCGCUCAUCAACAAGGCGGCCCCGUUCUUGUUCCAGGGCGCGAGCUCGCGCAGCGGGUCGGGCGCGCAGAGCCUCGACCAGUUGCUGGAGCGGCAGUGGGAGCAAGGCUCGCAGUUCCUCAUGGAGCAGGCGCAACAUUUCGACAUAGCGUCGCUGCUGUCGUGCCUGCACCAGCUGCGCACUGAGAACGUGCGACUGGAGGAACACGUGGGAAGCCUGCUGCAGCGCCGCGACCACCUGCUGGCCGUCAACGCGCGCCUCGCCAUCCCGCUCACCGCUGUGCCUACUGGCCCGCCGGAGCCCCGCGGCUGCGCGCGCGAAAACGGAGGCGCGCGCGCGCCGCCCGCGCCCGUGCGCCCCGCCGAGACCAUCACCUCCGACCGCGGCCACCAGCUGAUGAUGCGUGAAGUGCAGCAGAAGCCUAGCUGAAAGCAGCCUGGUGGCGGCGGCGGCGGCGGCGGCGCGGGCGGCGGGGGAGGCGCGGGAGGCAGCGGCGCGGCGCGCGACCCCGACGCGCUGCGCACCGUGCAGACCUACAUCAUGCUCGAGCAGCGGCGCCGGGCCGACUUCUCCAUCGACGCCAUCCUCAAGUUCGACCACUGAGCCGGCGCCGACGCGACCGUGAGCGGGUCACUUAUUAGUUGCCGGUUACUGCAUCACCCGAGUGCGGACGAGUCGCCGCGCCAUUAUGUUUCUAUCGAACCUGUCUAAGAAUACAUACCCACUCUAUAUAAUAUUUAAUUACUAAUUGACGAUCGUUAGUGCCCAGCUUGUGGUUAUUAAAGCAAUUUUGCGAUAGUGCGAAACGUGAAAAGACACUAAGGGCUCGGACAAUCGGGUAGCUCUCAGAAAAUGUGAAUAACGUUCCGCGACUCCAGAGUCGCUACAGCAUAAUCAAUAUUGUGACGCUGACGCCGGCCGGACCAGUCGUGAACCACUUAUACGUGCUAAUUUGGACUUCAUUGCGGACGAUUAACACGAGGACAAUCGCUCUGCGCUGUUUAAUAAUUCCGUCUUAAUAAAACAAAGGCCAUUGCGUAACAUCAUGCGUCCCUGCAUUAUUACAAUGUAUACUGAAGUUGCGCUUAACAUUUCAUAUAAGAUUAUAUCCAUAGCAUUGUAUAAAUCAAAUAUCUUGAAACUGAUUUAAAUUUAUGUUUAAAACUUUUCUGUAAAUAUUUCGUAAGCGCAGCUACUGUAACACGUUUCAUGUGCAAUACAGUAUUCUUUGUGAUGUCGUUGUUAACGUAAUCUUUGAUUUGCUUAUUAAGAACUGUUGAAACAUUUGUGUGCUCUCAACAAAAUAAUAAUAUUGACCGCUAUUAUCAGCUAUUAUUGUAAUAAAUGGUAAAUGUUUGGUGUUACAAUUGACUGUAUACUCAUUGUUCAGUGUUGUGUUCUUCAAUGUUCUGUAACAUAUCAUAUACAUUCUAAGAUCAUAUUUAAUCAGUGCCAUUGCGCACUCUAACCAAGAAUGAUUGACUGUAGAAGAGUUGUCAAGUCUAAGAAUAAAUUGUGCCCUGAAUUGGUCAGGUGAAGUAUUUCCCUGUACGGAUCCAUGGAUUUUAACAUCAACUAUUUACUAUUACAGUUUCCGCUUAAGUCGGCUACCAAAUACUAAAAAAUCGCGUAUAUACUGAGACGUUUCAAUUCUACUACUACAACUUUAAAUAACUCUUCUAUAACUAAAUUUAAUAAGGUUAAAAGUAAAAAAUUCUCACGCAGAUGGGACAGACGCUGGUUCAUUGACAAUGCCAGGGUCGGAACAUAUAGAAAAAGAAUAUAAAAUUGCUGUGGCAGUUGGCGGCGGUAUAAAUAAUAACCACUGACGGAAAACCUAUCGAAGGAUCAUUACGUCCUUAGUGUGUUCUAUAUUAAGUAUUCGGCAGGUUUUAGUCGCAUAGACACUGGAGAACAAAAUCGCGUGUGGCACCUGGUGGAUCUACUUGAAGCUGAAAUGAUAAUGAAGCCGAAAGACACCUUAAAAAGUAAAAGUUCUAAUAGAUUAUUGUGUGUUGAAUGUGUUGAUAAUGUUUCUUGAAUUUCGAAUAAUCAGCAAUGACAAAGACACGAUAAAAUUCUGUCGCUUGGUGCUAAUGGAAUUCGACUAGCACGUUUAUCACAAUAAAAUAUUAGAAUGAGUAAGUGAACAGUCGUCGAAAGUUUACCAUCGUUGACAUAGUUAAUUUAUAAAACAUUCGUCAUUAUGAUUGCAACGACGCGACAGCUCUUCCAAGUGACACUCAAGUCAGUCAAGUGCUGUUGCUGCUGUUAGUACGGACGUUUUGACAAUCAUGAUACAAGGUUGGUUUUACAUGUAUGUUAAUUUAAUUCUAAGAUAGAUUUUGUUUCGAAGUAGACAAUGCCAGAUUAUUCAAUCAGUGUAGCAUGGAAAGAUGGGCUUUAAAUUUUCAAUUUAUAAUAAAGGGUAUAAUUUGGUAUGAUGCAACUUUCUUAUUAGUUUAAACAUUUGUAUUAAGUGAUGUUUAUUUUGAACAUUAAAUGAUAAACUGGACUUGUUAAUUUAUAAACAUUUAACAUACACCAAUAUUUAAUAUUGCAUUGAUUCAAAUAAUGCUUCUCGCACCGUGCAUUUGAAUUAACUGUUGACAUAAAUAUUAUGUGAUAAUGUUUCUUUUCUAAUGAUUUUGUUAAUUGAAUACCAUUGCACAACCUUCUCUGUGUUGUAGUACUAAUUUUUGUAUUUUAAGUUUCUAGGAGCAAAUAAAUAAUAAAAAAUAUAUUCAAAUUCAUGUAUUGGUUGGAAGGCAUAUCUUUGUUAAUCAUAUCAAUACCUAUUAUAUUUGUAUAUCUUUGCUGUUAACGAGGUUCUUUGGAGCAUGAUAAUUUAUGAAUGGUUUUAUUCAAGAUCCGUAAAGAAAAUCCAAAUGGCUUGUAUAAAUGGCCGGUUGCACCUAACCGUCGGCACCUAAUCGUAACUAAGUUCGUUUAGUUGUGUGGGAAGCUGCAUAAUUCUAGUAAAUCAGUCCCUCGAUUGUUUGGUGCAACAGGAUCUAAGAUUCCUAGGAAAAAGUGUAUGUGAUUCUGAUUUAGCAUGUCUUCGCGGCAAAUAAUAAAAGGCCUCUAUGCAGAGUGAAGUUUGGGUCGCAAUCUGAAUGUUUUUUUAGUUACAAUUUCAAAUGAACAUUUAUCUUAUAGUUUAACCCUUUACCAGGCUGACAAUUCAAAAAUGACAAUGGAAUGUCAGUCUUACUCAUCGAAAAUAGAACACAUAUUUGAAGUGCUUCAUGUGGGAAAUAUAUAUCCCUUAGCCUGGUAAAGGGUUAAACUAUACCUACAUAUGAGUAUUUGUUAUUUUCUGAUUAGUAUUAGUAAAAUAAUUGCGUAAAUAAUUAUUUAUUUAUUACUCCAAGUAAUAAAAACCUAAGUUGGCAGUAAUAAGAGAUUACAUAAGCAUAGUACUUAUUGUGCUACCAUAACUUUAAAUUAAAUAAGAGGGAGAAUCAACUUUUUAGCGUCACUCGUUGCUAUGGUUACGAUUAGUUGUCCAGGGGACAAAAGUUCAUUGAAAUACUGAUUUUAUGGUACUUAAAUGUAUUAAACUUGCGUUUUUGUGGUCGUUAUAACCAAUGUCCAUAAUGGGCCCCCUACUUAGCAUGUUAAUAGAACGGCAUACAACGUCUCUUCAAACAAACUGUGCCACUGUUGUCCCUUGGACAACGGGACAGGAUAACAAAACAAAAAAAGUUGAUUCACCCAAGAAAUAAAUACGGCCACUGCGUACUUAACGUUCAAUGUGUUCGAAUCGCAUGCAUUAUUGAUAAUUUUAAUCGUAAUUUCCUCGAUGUAUGCAAGCAAAUACUUUAUACAUACGUAGUCAUUCCAUACGUUCUGUCAUAAAGGUUUUUUUUUGGCUGAUAAAAUGUAAUACAAAGGUUUUAAUAAAAUAAUGUAGCCAUGAUGUGAAAGCUUGUUUAUUACUUUUCAAAACAUAAUAUAUAUCAUUUAAAAUUCUUGGUUACAUUGGGAUUCUGAUUGUCUUCAGACGCGAAUACGCGGCUGGAUUGUGAAAAAUGAUCCUUCACCAAAGAAAGUAUAAAUUAGUGGCACAUUAAUGAAAUAAUUACAACUGCUUAUUUGUAUGAAUCUAUUUUAUUAGAACAUUAUUUUUUCACACCAUUUAAUUCUCCGACAAGUCUACUUCAGCGGAAAUAUUAAAAUAAAAGCUAAAACCUUUUUAACAGAUCUUAUGGGCCGAUUAAGUAGUUUUCAGCCUCGACUUCACUCUCGUCCUGCAUAAUUACGACAUAGCACAUUGACAUUGAGUAUUUUCAAAAGCAUUAUAUCAGAAUAAAAAUGUACAAUUAUUGUAACUCGUCAAACUCGUGUAAUAAUUGAGUCUUUAUUUUGUAAGAUUCGACCGUCACUCACUUGUAUGUUCACUCUAGCUAGACGAAUGCUUUCGUCGAGAAUAUUUCAUGCUAGAAUUUUAAAAUGACGGUCAGAAAUUGCUUUUACAGUACAUAUGGGGCUACUUUAUAGCACUAGUGCGAGAAGUAGCAUAUUACGUUACUGUGUCGAACAUUUAAAGGGCCAUAUGUACUGUAAAACGUUGUACGAUACAUGUGCGAAUAGGUAAUUCGCAACUCGUGUCGAUUUAAAACACUCCCUUCGGUCGUGUUUUAAUUUAUCGCCACUCAUUUCGAAUUUCCUAUUUUUCGCACUUGUAUCGUAAUGUGCUUUUACAAUGUUCAUGCUCUGCAAGUGAUUCAAGGUUGGUCUAGCGUUAAAGGUGUUAUUGUUCCUCACUUAUGCCGAUGUAGGCAUGAAUGGUUUACUAGGAUAUCGCGUGUACUGCUGUUAUUCGUAUACUCAAUGAGAAUUUGAAAUAGCGGUGUAUUGUCAAAGAAAUCUUUGUAGGGACGUAAAUUGACUGCCAUCUUUCGACACGUAAUUAUACUUUUAGAACGCCAUUUGACUUAGUUCCUUACUAUUUCACUGAAAUGUGUUCAAUUUGUUAAAUAUCAAAAAGCGGCCAAGUGCGAGUCGGACUCGCCCAAGAAGGGUUCCUUUAUGACGUAUUAAAAAAAACUACUUAAACUACUAGAUCUCGUUCAACAUUUUACCACUUUGGACACACAUUUUACCACUUUGGUAGUGUCUCUCGCGCAAACUAUUCACUUUAGAAAAAAAUUAUAUUAGGAACCUAAAUAUCAUUUUUGAAGACCUAUCUAUAGAUACCCCACACGUAUGGGUUUGACGAAAAAAAAAUUUUUUUUAAUUUUAUGACGUAUUAAAAAAACCACUCACUAGAUCUCGUUCAAACCAAUUUUCGUUAGAAGUUUGCAUCGUAAUGUAUAUCAUAUAUUUUUUUUAGAUUUUUCAUUCUGUUAUUUUAGAAGUUACAGGGGGGGGACACACUUUUUUUCACUUUGGGAGGUUCUCUCGCGCAAACUAUUCAGUUUAGAAAAAAAUGAUAUUAGAAACCUUAAUAUCAUUUUUGAAGACCUAUCCAUAGAUACCCCACAUGUAUGCGUAUGUUGAAAAAAAAUUUUUUUUUUUAAUUUCAUGACGUAUUAAAAAAAAACUACUUACUAGAUCUCGUUGAAACCAAUUUUCGGUGGAAGUUUACAUGGCAAUGUAUAUCAUACAUUUUUUUUUAGAUUUUUCAUUCUGUUAUUUUAGAAGUUACGGGGGGGGGGGGGACACACACACAUUUUACCACUUUGGAAGUGUCUCUCGCGCAAACUAUUCAUUUUAGAAAAAAAUAAUAUUAGAAACCUCAAUAUCAUUUUUGAAGACCUAUCCAUAGAUACCCCACACGUAUGGGUUUGAUGAAAAAAGAUUUUUUUGAGUUUCAGUUCUAAGUAUGGGGAACCCCCAAAAUUUAUUGUUUUUUUUUCUAUUUUUGUGUGAAAAUCUUAAUGCGGUUCAUAGAAUACAUCCACUUACUAAGUUUGAACUUACAGCUCUUAUAGUUUCGGAAAAAAGUGGCUGUGACAGAAUCGGACAGACAGACGGACAUGACGAAUCUAUAAGGGUUCCGUUUUUUGCCAUUUGGCUACGGAACCCUAAAAAGUGGCGCCUUCUUACCGAGCACUACCUAAAGGCUAUGGCGCCAUCGCUCGAAACGAUGCUGCUAUACCUUUGGCCUUUGAUCUAUUAGAUGGCGCCACUUUUUGAUAUGUAACUCAUAUCAGUAAAAGAAUAAGGAUCAAAAUCAAAUGGAGUUCUAAAAGUUUUUAUUAUGUGUCGAAAGAUGAGAUUUUCUUUGACAAUACACCUCUAUUUCAAAUUAUCUUUGGUAUACUUCAUUGAAUAUGUACAGCCAGCGUCAAAUAUAUAGUUAACUCCAAGGUGGCUAAACACAUCCUUAUUUCUGCAGUAAGGAAGGUAGGUUACUUGGCCGUCACUAUUUAUUCGAUGCUGACUGUAUAUUAGUGCUACCGCUACAAAGCCACAAAUACGAGCACACAAUAUAUUUACGUUGAUGAAUGACUUUUAGGCUGAUUUUCUCUCACUGACACCACCUAAGUUCUGUUCUGAUGAACAGACCUCAACCUAUAUUAUAUGCUAUUUUUUGGUCUACAAGUUCUCUCCGCUACUUAUCUUAAUAAUGAUGGGAAAGCUUUUACCAAAGGGUCGAAAGCGGCCCGCUGGGCACAUGUGGUAUGAGUUGGCUGAAUUGUUUGUAAUUUAGUUAAUAAUUCGUUAUAAUAUUCCCAGUGGCAUUGUGCAACACCGAGGUGACCUUCCUAAUCAUGAUCUCAGUCUGCGUCAGAGUAACACUAGUGUAAGCAUAACUUCGUUCCAUUGUGAUUGAUUUGUUAAUUAGAUUCUAAUUUAAUUAAUGGUUAAUGUCCUUUAAAUAAAUAAAUAAUUAUCCUAAUCGGAAAUUGGUCUAUCAUGAUAGUGAUGUAUGGGAAAUAAUCCUAGUUCUGGAGAAUAUUUGUAUUAUAAUUAAUGAUUUGAUGCAUUUGACAAUGAAAUAAACAGCCAAUUACCAAACGUACUAAAUAUUGAAGUAAAUAAAUUCAAUUAGAAAAUA
Cydia pomonella (codling moth) is the source of this 9458-nucleotide messenger RNA. Its product is annotated as protein AF-10-like. Gene Ontology annotation, biological process: regulation of transcription by RNA polymerase II. NCBI's taxonomy places the organism in Eukaryota, Metazoa, Arthropoda, Insecta, Lepidoptera, Tortricidae. The transcript has 25 exons. The record is from RefSeq and is a predicted model, not a curated record. Gene Ontology annotation, cellular component: nucleus. Gene Ontology annotation, molecular function: histone binding; nucleosome binding. The coding region runs from base 215 to 2878 and encodes 887 amino acids.